Micropterus salmoides (largemouth bass) is the source of this 1137-nucleotide messenger RNA. RefSeq lists its product as uncharacterized. The coding region runs from base 46 to 1137 and encodes 363 amino acids. The transcript has 10 exons. The record is from RefSeq and is a predicted model, not a curated record. Lineage: Eukaryota; Metazoa; Chordata; Actinopteri; Centrarchiformes; Centrarchidae.
CACACAGAGGUAGAAGAAGAAGACGAGGAUGAAGAGAAGAGGGAGAUGGGACACAGUGACGUUGUGACUCGGCCACCGAAAGUUCACGAUGGUCUGUCUAAUCAGGGAGGCACAUGUUCCCUCAACAGUGACCAGCAAGUUUUCUCCAAGACACCAGAGGUCCACGAAAGAGAGCGUCCGACCGAUCCAGAAGGUCAGACAGAUGAUGCAGCUGAACGACAGGAUGAAAGCAGUAACAAACUGGUGCAGGAUGAGGGGAAACACACAGAGGUAGAAGAAGAAGACGAGGAUGAAGAGAAGAGGGAGAUGGGACACAGUGACGUUGUGAUUUGGCCACAGAAAGUUCACGAUGGUCUGUCUAAUCAGGGAGGCACAUGUUCCCUCAACAGUGACCAGCAAGUUUUCUCCAAGACACCAGAGGUCCACGAAAGAGAGCGUCCGACCGAUCCAGAAGGUCAGACAGAUGAUGCAGCUGAACGACAGGAUGAAAGCAGUAACAAACUGGUGCAGGAUGAGGGGAAACACACAGAGGUAGAAGAAGAAGACGAGGAUGAAGAGAAGAGGGAGAUGGGACACAGUGACGUUGUGACUCGGCCACAGAAAGUUCACGAUGGUCUGUCUAAUCAGGGAGGCACAUGUUCCCUCAACAGUGACCAGCAAGUUUUCUCCAAGACACCAGAGGUCCACGAAAGAGAGCGUCCGACCGAUCCAGAAGGUCAGACAGAUGAUGCAGCUGAACGACAGGAUGAAAGCAGUAACAAACUGGUGCAGGAUGAGGGGAAACACACAGAGGUAGAAGAAGAAGACGAGGAUGAAGAGAAGAGGGAGAUGGGACACAGUGACGUUGUGAUUUGGCCACAGAAAGUUCACGAUGGUCUGUCUAAUCAGGGAGGCACAUGUUCCCUCAACAGUGACCAGCAAGUUUUCUCCAAGACACCAGAGGUCCACGAAAGAGAGCGUCCGACCGAUCCAGAAGGUCAGACAGAUGAUGCAGCUGAACGACAGGAUGAAAGCAGUAACAAACUGGUGCAGGAUGAGGAGAAACACACAGAGGUAGAAGAAGAAGACGAGGAUGAAGAGAAGAGGGAGAUGGGACACAGUGACGACCUGCAUCUGCUGCACAAAGAACAAGAAUGA